Molecule: messenger RNA, 1603 nt
Organism: Exophiala mesophila
Lineage: Eukaryota; Fungi; Ascomycota; Eurotiomycetes; Chaetothyriales; Herpotrichiellaceae
Exons: 1
Coding region: 508-1533 (341 amino acids)
Molecular function (GO): arylformamidase activity
Source: RefSeq, a predicted model, not a curated record
CACUCCCGUCCAAAUCCAACCGCUGACACCACAUCUCCAUCCACCAUACCAACUUCGUUCAAGAUCCCCAUCCAUCCAACCCCUCUUCAAUCCUCAAUGCCAUGGCAUCAUCCCGAUGCUGACCCUCUUGUCCCUCAUUUCGGUUCUCCAAAAACCAUGUACGACAUUCGACUUCCCCUCAUCAAGGGAUCAUCCAAGAGCCGAGCUUCAUUCCUCAAAAGAGGCACAAUGUCUACCCAAGGGAGGAUUGAUGCCGGUUACCAUUGACCUCUGAAUCAUUGAGUAGGACUUCUAUAUUAGAAAUCGAUAUUGUUUGAUCCGUAGGACUGACUGACUGACUCUCUAUCUCAUUUCAUAUCCCUCUUCUUAUCUCUCAACGAUAGCAGAAUCUAACAUUUUAUCUUUACUAUCACGAUCGAGUACAUUUCUACUUACCCCUCACGCAUUGAUCGCUGUCUCUAUUUCAAUUAUUGCACUGCCAACGAAAUACAAACCACAACCACCAACAUGAGCUCCUCCGGCCCCCCUGUCCCAUUCACUUCCCUCCCAUUAUCCAAAACCCACGCUUCCGCCCGCCUCAACGCAUGGGGCGCAUACGGCGACAAUGACGAACUCGGAUUCCUGAACCGUCAAACCCCGUCCCUCAUCGCCGCCGCGGCCGCCAGCGAAAUCCGCACUGGUGUACGCGUCAAACUCGACGCCGCCCUUGACUUUCAAGGCGACAAACCAUUGUUCGGACGACAAAUCUUCCAAAAGGACGUCUACCAGAAGAAACCCCGCGUUGUCCACGACGACACAUGGACAUUCAACACGCAAAGCUCUUCCCAAUGGGAUGGACUUCGACAUUUCGGAUAUCAAAAGGCAGGUCGGUUCUAUAAUGAUGUAACGGUGGAGGAUGUUGCAGGACAGGGAGAAAAGGGGAAAUCGAAUCCUAAUAUCCUCGGGAUUCAUAAGGCGGUUGAACAGGGAGGGAUUACUGGGAGGGGGGUUUUGGUGGAUUUUAGGAGAUGGAUGGAAGAAGGACCAGGAAAAGAAAUUGUGGCGGCGGAAGGCGGGUUUACGAGUUUCCAAACUUCGGGGAUUAAAUUCAAGUGGCUGUUGGAGACGUUGAAGUGGCAGAAUAAUACGGAGCCAAAGUUUGGGGAUAUACUUCUUGUGAGAUCGGGGUUUUUCAAGGAGUAUUAUCGAAUGUUGGAGCAGGAACCGGCAGAGUUGGAUCGAUUGACGAAUAUGUCGCCGCCUGGGUUGGGUGGUGUGGAACAGAGUGAUGAGGUUUUGAAGUGGAUUUGGGAGAAUUUCAGUGCGGUUGCGAGUGAUCAUCCCAGUUUUGAGCGUUGGCCCACGCCGUUCGAUUGGUCGAUGCAUGAGGUUUUACUGGGUGGUUGGGGUUGCAAUAUUGGUGAGUUGAUGGAUUUGGAACAGUUGAGUAAAGAGUGUGCUAAACAGGGACGCUGGUCUUUCUUCGUGGCCAGUGUUCCAAAUUAUGUACCUGGAGGUGUGGCCAGUCCUGUCAAUGGAGUGGCUAUCUUCUGAGCAAUGACUGAAAUUGUUAUACAUAAGAGAAAGUCAAUAGGAGAAAUGGAAAAUAAAACAUAUCAUCAUG